Molecule: messenger RNA, 456 nt
Organism: Trichomonas vaginalis G3
Lineage: Eukaryota; Parabasalia; Trichomonadida; Trichomonadidae
Exons: 1
Coding region: 1-456 (151 amino acids)
Source: RefSeq, a predicted model, not a curated record
AUGUUAGAUGAACUAUAUAAAGCAGAACGUGGAGAGAUGGAAAAGAAACUUCAUGCAAAAGAUGAAGUCAUUGAAUCCAAAGACAAAAGCAUACAGAAAAGAAUACCGCGUUCAGUACCAAAAGGAAAGGAAAAGAGUUAUAAGUAUAUGAUAUAUACUGAAGAGAUGGAAAAUGAAGAAGAUAAAGAUAUGGUUAUGUUGCAUUUAGUCAGAAGAAACAACAAGAGCUUUUAUGACUUAGCUAAGAUUUACAAAUCUGACAGAAACUGGUUCUAUCGUGAAAACUUACCGAUUUCAAUGACACCGAAUGAACAAAUAAAGGAAAUUGUCAAAAAUACUCAUCCUCAAACACACUAUGACAUCAAAGGUUGUACAAUACUUACAUUCAAAGAAGACUUAACAUUACUGAAGGAAAAAAUAACAGAAUAUUUCGAUAACUUCAAAGAGGAAGAAUGA